AUGUUGCUCAUUUGGUUGGUGCUAGGCCUCUGCUCGCCAGCCACGAGUUUGCCCACCCAGGUGGUGCUCGAUGCGCCGCGGCUUCGCUCAUCACAGGAGGAUCGUCGCUUCCAUGGUAGGUUCUUGCAUAUAACUGAUCUACACCCCGACCCCUACUACAAACGCGGUGCCCACCCUUCCACUGCUUGCCACAGAAAAAAGCCCAAGAAGAAACGCCGUGCCGGGUACUACGGAACGGCCUACAAGGAGUGCGACUCUCCACUUGCGCUGACGAACUUCACGCUCGAUUACCUAGAAGAGCGCUGGAGCGAUGAAAUAGACUUCGUAAUAUGGACUGGGGACAGUGCCAGGCAUGACAAUGACGACAAGAUCCCACGACCUCUCAGUGAGGUCUACGAACUCAAUGGAGCCGUAGCCGAAAAGAUGAAACAGGUCUUUUCAAGUAAAGGCAUUCCAGUGGUACCAACUAUAGGGAACAACGACGUCUGGCGUCCCAAUGACAUCACCAGAACAUACUCUUCGAUGUGGGGCAGUUUCAUACCCCCGGAUUCCCAAGUAUCUUUCCUUCGGGGCGGUUAUUUUUCCGUAGAAGUGGUGCCUGGUGCACUUGCUGUUGUCAGCCUCAACACGAUGUAUUUCUACUCUUCCAACGAAGGCCAUGUUCCGCCGACAGAUGAACAUUAUUAUUCGCGAUGUUACGGUCGCUACGUGGAAUUGAGCCUACGAUUCCAAGACACGAUUCUCGGACAUCUUUUCGGUCACCUUAAUACCGAUCACUUUUACUUUAUGAAGGCGGACGACGUCCACGUGGAGGGGGAUACGGAUGCGGACGCAGAAGAGACGCCCGAACUCACAAAGCAUGCAGCUUCAUUAUUCGAUAUGUUGAUCGCGGACUUUUUGCGGCUGCCGGGUCCCAAGGACGAGAUAGACUAUGGGGACUAUGCAGUUGUUAACGUCAAUCCGUCUGUGGUACCGAAUCCUUACGUUCCGACAUUCAGGGCGUACGUGUACAACGUAACAGGUUUGACGGACAUUGGGGUGCGGGAAGUGGGUAUGAGUGGACACUACGGCGGGGUCGGGUUUAGAGGGUCCCCCGAUUGUCAAAGAAAGUCUGGAAACAGAGCGGUGAAGUGCGAAGGAGGACCCGAGAGAGAUGAAUUAGGAGGAUGCGGCGUUGAUUUUGAUUGCAAGGUUCAUGUUGGGUCGCCUUCGCGGCGGAAUGUGAGCGAUUCUUAUUGGAUGCCGAAGGUGGAGAAAUACGAUGCGAGGGAUACGCCGGAGUAUGAGCUGGAGUAUCUGACGUUCUCGUUAUUAAGAUUGCACACAGGGGGAGUGGCAGGGCGGACAUCAAAUACACAGCCCCUCAUUCCGUUGGAGAGCCUGCCGGAGGAGCUGCGGGAUGCUGAGGUAAAGAAGUCGAAGUACGCGCCAUAUGAGAUGGAGGACCUUACGAUACCGUCGUGGGUGGAAUUGGCGAGGAAGAUCGGGAAAGAGGGCGGGAAGCUUCGCAAACGGUUCCGAAAGUACAUGUACGUUGGGGGGACGGAUGAGCCAUAG
Messenger RNA from Pisolithus orientalis, 1557 nucleotides. RefSeq lists its product as uncharacterized. The transcript is spliced from 14 exons. NCBI's taxonomy places the organism in Eukaryota, Fungi, Basidiomycota, Agaricomycetes, Boletales, Pisolithaceae. Gene Ontology annotation, cellular component: fungal-type vacuole. Gene Ontology annotation, molecular function: exopolyphosphatase activity; endopolyphosphatase activity. The coding region runs from base 1 to 1557 and encodes 518 amino acids. Gene Ontology annotation, biological process: polyphosphate catabolic process. The record is from RefSeq and is a predicted model, not a curated record.